AAGCAAUGAUUAUGUUUUUAAUUUAGUUUCUUUAACCAGUUAAUGUUAGACAUAUACACCUUCAUUUGGUUGCUGUUAUUGUCGUUAUUAUGAUUGAAUGACAGCCCGUCCUUGUGAGAAAAAUGGGUGAUGCAAACAAGAAUGGUUUUCCUGGAAGUUGUCCCGAGUUUGGUGCAAUCUUCAUGUCGAACUACUCUACAAGAGAGGAAUGUUUUAGAAGGAAAGUUUUUGCCCUCCCAUCUUCGCAGUCACACUUUGUGAAACAGGUUAAAGCUGGGAUGAUUCUAUUCCUGUUUGAAUUUGAAAGGAGAGAAUUGUAUGGUGUUUUUCAAGCAUGCUCUGAUGGUGCAAUGAAUAUUCUGCCUGGUGGAUUCAGUUUGUCAGGGAAACGAUUCCCUGCACAGAUUUUCAUCCAGGUCAAAUUCACCCUUAUAUGGUACUGCCAUCCACUUUCUGAAAAUGAAUUUCGUGGUGCUAUCAGAGAAAACUAUUUUUCCCAAACUAAGUUUAACUUUGGACUCUCUGAAGAUCAGGUUCGAAGGCUUCUAUCAUUGUUCAGUUUGAAGAGGAUGGAAAAUAAGGCACCUCCACGGCGGUUGACCGAAAGUAAAGUUGCAAGGAAAAGUGGAUACUCUACAAGUAAAAAUAGAAGGCUAGUUGAUAAGUCUCCAAUGAGAAAUCAUGGAAAACUAGCUGCUAGGUCUCCAAUGAGAAAUCAUGGAAAACUAGCUGCUAGGUCUCCAAUGAGAAAUCAAGUACCACGUGAAUAUGGUGUGGACAACCAUCACGAACCAAAUAUUUCCACUAUUCACAGAGGGAACUCUUUCUAUAACGAUGACAGAUCAACUGGUGAUGGCAGACUCGGAACAUGCACUGAUUUUGGGUAUGAGCAUAAAGCUAGUGCCUUCUUAAAUGAGUGUUUUCAGGAUCUUAUGGGUAAUGUUGGAGGGGACAUAGUUUCUGGUGAACAUGCUACAAGUGACAGGGUGGACACUGAAUGGAAAACUGAAAUGGACCUUCAACAAGCAGUUUCAGUAGGGUAUUCUUCAGGUAAUUUCAGAAGCAUUUCCCAUGAUGUUAGGUUUGCAGAGAGUGAUAGAUUUGAAACAAAAUGUUACAAGGAUGAUGGUUUUGCACCAACCAUUUCAACAGCAUAUCCUAGUUCUUUUCAAUCUAAAGUUAAUCCACUGGUGUAUUCUAGCAAACAUGUUCUAGAAACAGAUUCAUUCAUGAAUGAUCCAACUAGGCAAUCUCCAAUGUUCCUUCCCUCAAUGGAGAUGCAAAACUCCAAUGUUAGUCAUCCGAUAAAUCUUGAAGAUCAAAGUGUUGCAUUUCCUUAUAAUCCCAAUGUCCCUACUCCGAAUUAUAGGGGCUCCUCAUCUUUGGGGUUUAAUCAGGGCUGUGCUAGUUGUGAUAGUUUUGUUGGUCAUGUCAUUGGCACUUCGAAAAAUCAAUCAUUUCCUUCAUUGUUAGAGACCAGAAGGACACCCGUAACCUCUGAUGUCAACUCUGGUUCUAGGGACUUUACAUUGCCUUAUUCUAAUUCAUAUGAACACUCCAGCAGGACUUUCCUGCAAAGGGCUGACUAUUUACAUGACCUAGAAGCUGAAUACUCUAAAAUAGAAUGCUGUGGAGAUCUUUCCCUUCCAAAGCCCUCUUUAUCACCUGUUCCUCCUUCUGAAAUUAGAAAUAAUGGCAGGAUCGGUGUGCAUUCAUCACCUUUUAGAACCAAACCUAGCAAGUUUCCUUCUAUUACCUUUUCUGAUAGGUAUCCUAUGUUAUUACAAGAAAGACAUGAUUUUGAACAGCAAGAGAGUGACAGGUAUCUUACAUUAUUACAAGACAGACAUGAUUUACAACAGCAAGAGAGUGACAGGUAUCCUACAUUAUUACAAGAGAGACAUGAUUUUCAACUGCAAGAGAGUAAAAAUGAUGCACACUUCGGUACUGAUGGUUUUAUGUUUAAGGAGUGCCAGCCCCAUGGUGAAUCUUUUGUUAAUGAUAACAGCACAAUCGAGGAUGGCAGAUUGGCUAUAUACAGUAAGGCGGAAUAUGAGAACAAAGAGGGCCAGCAGCAGCUGCAUGUUCAUGAACCGAUAAAUGUUGACUACCAUGAAGUUACUUCAUUGGGUCCUGCUCCAUAUCCGAAUUCUGAUCGCCGGAAGAAAAGGAGUAGUGUGUUUUCUCGCUUGGGUUUGCCUCCUAAGAUACGUAAAAAAGAAAGUGACACCUGUCCUAUCACUGCUGACAUUGAUAGGCAUACUUCAAUUGAUGAAGUAAUGGGCAUGCUGCACCAAAGGCGUAAGCAUUGGGAGAAGACAAGUGUUAAACCGUUAGUCAAGCACAAUGCUGCUGCUGCCAACCUUGGGGAUAAAAAACAGGCCACCAGGAAAGACGAUCCUGCUAUGAUCUCGAAGGAGAUGAAUCUGAAGUCUACCUCAUUCAGCAAGGAGAAUAGCUGCGAAAAAACUGGAGAGACUACUUUUGUCGAUUUCAAACGUCGCAGUGCAGUGAGAAAGAACCUUGAAGAUGGUAAGACUGGAAACCAUUGUGACACUCAGAAUGAAAAGAUUGCUACAGCUGCACAAUGUAAAAGGAGAAAAUUGAUUAGGCCAGACUUUUGUGAGAGUGAGUCAUCUGACAGGGGCAUAUCAGGUGAUGCUCCUCAACUUUCAAUAUUACCUUCAACAGAAUGUUCUGUCCAAAAAAAUGCUGAAAGUAUUAGGGUUUCUGUUGUCCAUGUUAAUGAAAAGGAUAUAUCACAAAAUGUUAAAUUGCAAAAUGCAAUGUGCCAGACUACUGUUAAAGGCAACAACAGUGACACGGGAAGUGGCUCAAAUUCAGAUCCAUUUAGUGUGGAAAAAAUUUUUGAUUCAAGAAGUGCUGGUGGUGGAAAAGAAUCAUCAAAACGUAACUGUGUCUCAAGUACGACUUCAAUGUCUUGUAGGAACAUGUAUGUUGAAGUUGAGCAAGAUAUGACCACUAAAGAUACAGGGAUGGAUGGAUUGUAUCAAGAUCGAAAUGAUGUGAGCCACCAUUCUACUCAUGACCCAUCUCCAAAAAUCUGUGAAGACAAUGACGGUGAUGGAGUUGCAAAGAGCGAGUUCAUUCACAGUAUUGAACAGAUGAAUGAUUUGACUCCUGGAUUGUCUCAAGAUCGGAACGAUGUGAGUCACCAUUCUACUCGUGAGUCAUCUCAAAAAAUCUGUGAAGACAAUGGCGGUGAUGGAGCUGCAAUGAGUGAGUUUGUUUACAGUAUUCAACAUACGAAUGACUUGACUCCUGGAUUGUCUCAAGAUCAAGAUGAUGUGAGCCACCAUUCUACUCAUGAGUCAUCUCAAAAAAUCUGUGAAGACAAUGAUUGUGUAGUUGCAAAGAGCGAGUUCGUUUAUGGUAUUGAACAGAUGAAUGACUCGACUCCUGGAUUGUCUCAAGAUCAAAAUGAUGUGAGCCACCACUCUACUCGUGAGUCAUCUAAAAAAAUCUGUGAAGACAAUGAUGGUGAUGGAGCUGCAAAGAGUGAGUUUGUUGUUUGCAGUAUUCAACAGAUGAAAGACUCGACUCCUGGAUUGUCUCAAGAUCAAUAUGAUGUGAACCACCAUUCUACUCACAAAUCAUCUAAAAAAAUCUGUGAAGACAAUGAUGGUGGAGUUGCAAAGAGUGAGUUCGUUUUUGGUAUUGAACAGAUGAACUUGACUCCUGGAUUGUCUCAAGAUCGAGAUGAUGUGAGCCACCAUUCUACUCACGAGUCAUCUCAAAAAUGCAAAGACAAUGAUAGUGGAGUUGCAAAGAGCGAACUUGUUUACAGUAUUGAACAGAUGAAUGACUUGACUCCUGGAUUGUCUCUAGAUCGAGAUUAUGUGAGCCAUUCUACUCAUGAGUCAUCUCAGAAUUUCUGUGAAGACAAUGAUGGUGAUGGAGCUGCAAAGAGUGAGUUCGUUUACAAUAUUGAUCAAAUGAAUGACUUGACUCCUGUUGGUGGUGAGAUAUCCAUCAGCACUCUGAAUUAAGGCGAUCUGAACGCCAAAUGACAAAGGUGGUCUGGGAGGUCUUGCAUUAGUGUACACAUUUUUGCAGAAAUGGGACUCUCCUGAAAUCAAGCAAAGGCCAUAUUUUGGAUUUUUGGUAAGAGAAUGUGUCAACUUUUGGAAGCCACCAACAGCUUCAUAUGCACGAGUAGUGACGUUAAAAUGCAUGUUGAGAUGUUUAAUGUGGAAGUACUUUCUACAAUCAGUGAAGGUUUAAGCUGUGGAAUUGGUUGCAAUCAUCGCUUUCCGGAGAAAGCUGUAACAUGAUCAUCAGGUAAUGAAAGAUCGUCUCGUGCAAAUAGAACUUGUAAGUCGCAUCAUGAACGUGAUUCCACCUAUGGGAACCAUGAUAACAAACAAAAUAUACAGCUCAUAUGACAUGGCUUAGGAAAGUUCUCCUUUUGUUUAAACACAAAGAUGCUAUUUUUUUUGGUUUAAACA
Hibiscus syriacus is the source of this 4469-nucleotide messenger RNA. RefSeq lists its product as uncharacterized. The record is from RefSeq and is a predicted model, not a curated record. Bases 123 to 4010 code for a protein of 1295 amino acids. NCBI's taxonomy places the organism in Eukaryota, Viridiplantae, Streptophyta, Magnoliopsida, Malvales, Malvaceae. The transcript has 3 exons.